Messenger RNA from Oryzias melastigma (Indian medaka), 5278 nucleotides. It is a transcript of the gene usp10, whose product is annotated as ubiquitin specific peptidase 10. NCBI's taxonomy places the organism in Eukaryota, Metazoa, Chordata, Actinopteri, Beloniformes, Adrianichthyidae. The coding region runs from base 120 to 2771 and encodes 883 amino acids. Gene Ontology annotation, molecular function: cysteine-type deubiquitinase activity; cysteine-type endopeptidase activity. Gene Ontology annotation, cellular component: nucleus; cytosol. The record is from RefSeq and is a predicted model, not a curated record. The transcript is spliced from 16 exons. Gene Ontology annotation, biological process: DNA damage response, signal transduction by p53 class mediator; regulation of autophagy; protein deubiquitination.
CCUUUGGAGAGCUGACAAUGACGAUGGAGUAGAAGACCUCUUAUAAUUGUCAUUACAACCCAUUUACACCUUCCUGGAGGAGUUUUCGUCUUGCGGAGGAGAACAUUCUCACCGGGAGCAUGGCUUCUCAGAGUAACCAGUACAUCUUUGGAGAGUUCAGUGCAGAUGAGAUCAAUCAAUUUUUUGUGACUCCUCGAUGUUAUGUUGAGCUUCCUCCAUUCAAUGACAAGCUUCCAUGUAUCAGUCAGUCUUCAGGAAGUUACUGCACUCCUGCUGUACCUUAUAUAAUGGAGUCUAUGGGACUGCAGGUUUGCGCAGAGGACUAUCAACGCAUUGAGUUUGGUGUUGACGAGGUUAUGGACUCCAAGCCCAUUGGGGUGAACGAUCCUUUGUACAAGGUUUCGAGUACUCUCAACCCCCAGGCUCCGGAGUUCAUCUUGGGCUGUCAGUCAGUCCAGAAGGCGCCACAGACGACGCUUCCAGCAGCAGAUGUCCCUGAUGGAAGCCAUUUCAACUCCCUGGACGGACCAGACUCUGAGGCCUCGGCUUUGGACAAUCACCAGGGGUGCCAAGACAUGGAUGCACCUGGAAGCCUGGGCCAGAGAGAGCGAAAGAAAAAGAAAAAGCGUCCACCUGGAUACUACAACUACCUGGACCCAUCAGGAGGGGGAAAUGGCAGCAACUCUAUUGUGGCAGAUGGACAGUCCAUGACAACACUUGUGAAUGGACAUGUACCUGGAGGCCCUCACAACAGUACUGAGGAUGUAGACAGUAAGGCGUUUUUAGGGGAUGAACUUUCCUCUCCUGGAUCUGUCUCCAUGGCAGCAUCUACAGCUGUUGUGUUUGCCCCCUCAACCACUGCUGAUCAAAGGACUUGUGGUAGCCCAGAUGACUCUUCUUUGGACUUAACGAGUGUCACUGCCUCUUUGUCAGAUGGCAACAAUGCAACUUCCUCCUCUUCAUCCUCCUCUCAAAGUAGAGGGAUGACGGAGGGACCAAGGACUGCAGAUCAGCAGCAAGAUCAUUUGGCUUUUGAGAGCCCCGAACUUUUAGUCACCCCACACAGUCCCCGCUCCAAAUCGCCUCUUCCUCCUUCAGAAUCUGUGGCUGCUCCCUCUGAUAUCACUUCCAUUAUGACUACUGAACUAGAGAGGAGACAGGAAGCAGACAGUGGGGUUACCAAUGGACUAGAACAACCUAGUACUCCUGUCAGCACAGGUGGACUCAAAGAAGACUGUGAAAUUGUGGUUCAGGGUCAGCUUCUAGCCCCAGACUCUUCUGCUCAGCCUGCAGUGUCAGAGCAGGCACAAUUACCUGCAGUUUCAGCUGCACCCACUGCCAAUCUUCCCAAAUCUUGGGCUAGCCUGUUUCACAACUCAAAGCCUCUUCCCGGGGGCCCUCCGGCCUUUGUAGAGGUAAAAAAUGUUGUGGAGGUGGUGUCCCCCUCCCCUGCUGUACCGGAAGAACCUGAAAAGAUUGAGGAGAUUAAAGAAGGUCCAAUACAUGUAUCAGAGGACCCAUUUGCUCCUAAACUUGCAGAAAUUAUUGAGAAUGUGAAGUUGAUGCAUAAACCAGUGUCUUUGCAGCCAAGAGGUCUGAUCAACAAAGGAAACUGGUGCUAUAUCAACGCUACUUUACAGGCCCUGAUCGCAUGUCCCCCAAUGUAUCAUCUGAUGAAGUCUAUUCCUCUGCAUAAUGAAACGCAGAGAACGUGUACCUCCACGCCCAUGAUCGACAACUUUGUAAGGCUGGUAAAUGAGUUCAGCAAUAUGCCUGUGCCAUCCAAAACCAAGCAGCAAGCUGCAGGUGAAAAAGUAACAAAAGACAUUCGUCCUGGUGUACCGUUUGAACCCACUUACAUCUACAGACUCCUUACUCUCAUCAAAUCAAGUCUCUCUGAGAAGGGACGACAAGAAGAUGCAGAGGAGUAUCUUGGGUUUACGCUCAAUGGAUUGCAUGAAGAAAUGCUGGCUUUGAAAAAACUCAUCUCGCCUCAGGAAGAGAAAGCUCCGACUCCCAAUGGUCCAGAGUCCCAGCCAGGUGUGGAGGAGGAUAUUCCUGAUAAGGAGGAAGAAGAAAGUGAUGAUGAGUGGGAGCAAGUUGGUCCCAGAAAUAAGAUUUCCAUCACUCGCCAAGCUGACUUUGUUCGUACACCUAUUACCGAUAUCUUUGGUGGACACAUUAGGUCAGUCGUGUACCAGCAAAACUCCAAAGAGUCAGCCACUCUGCAGCCUUUCUUUACCCUGCAGCUGGACAUCCAGUCUGAGAAGAUCCGCACAGUCCAGGAGGCUCUAGAAACCUUGGUGGCUCGAGAGUCAGUCCAGGGCUACACUUCAAAAACCAAGCAAGAACCUGACAGUGGACAAAUUCUUAUUGAGAUAAGCCGAAGAGUAACCCUGGAAGAGCUGCCGCCUGUUCUGGUGCUUCAUCUUAAAAGAUUUGUCUUUGAAAAGACUGGAGGCUGCCAGAAACUCAUCAAGAACGUUGAUUAUCCUGUUGACCUGGAAAUCAGUAAAGACCUUUUGUCUUCUGGAGUGAGAAGCAAAAUUUUGAAAGGCCAAAGAACUUACAGGCUCUUUGCAGUUGUCUAUCACCACGGAAACAGCGCGACAGGCGGACAUUACACCACUGAUGUCUUCCACAUCGGUCUUAAUGGCUGGCUGCGUAUCGACGACCAGACAGUGAAGAUUAUCAACCAGUACCAGGUGGUGAAGCAGACUGCGGAGCGCACUGCAUACCUGCUGUACUAUCGCCGCGUAGACCUGCUGUAGACGCACACAUGACACCUCUACACACUCACCUUGCUUACCAACAUACACACACAAUACACCUGAGAAAAUGAUACAUCCACACACCAAACUAACGAACAGGAACACUGCCCAACUUGUUUUCUCGCUAGUUUCCUCUUCUUCCCUCCUGUUUCCGCUCUACUGAGAACCAGCUUUUCCAAUGCAUUUUUCCUCGUCACAAUUUUUUAUUUUUAUUUUUUUUGAAGAAAAACAAGCUGCAUUCACAAGAAUGAUCUGUGAAUAAUCUAUGCUCCACGGCAGAUUUUUUUUUUCUUUAAUCUCACUUUAUAUACUUUUAAACCCGCAAGAAAAGGACUGACGAAUCAACAGAUGUGGGGGAUGGGGUUGCAGGUGAGAAACCUGAGACUUGACCUGCAGUUUGGCCCAACGGCCAACUCACUCGCACAGGAGGGAUUAUCUAGACCGAAAAUGGACUGCAAAAAUUCUUCUUUUUUUCUAUUUCAAAUGACUUUUUUUUUCUUUAAAGAAACAAAUAUUAUUUGCCUUUUAGUGAAAGAGAACUGUCGGCCUAAUGAAUUUGCAACUUUUAAAAGCCUAUUUGCCCUUGUGCAUUGAACAGGCCCAGCACCAGCAUGAGUCUCUCAAGGCCAGAUUGUAUUCUUCUCUGACACCAACUCCUCCUCCACCAUGUUGUCACUUUUAUGAUGCUUUUAAGUCCACAUGCAUCUUGAGCCAUCAAAAGCAGAAAGGAAAAUAAAAAUGUGGUGCGUUGGAUCAGAACGUAACAGCUUAAUUGUUUUAAAGAGAUCCUUGUUAUGGUAUUUUGGUUAAGAUUUAGAAAGAUUAUCAUAAAAGAAAAUAUUAAUGCGCUUUAGAAUUUAAUGAUAAAUAUGCUUCAGUGCACAGAGUAUAAACCAACUACAAUAUGACAAGCAAAUGCUUAUUUUUCAAAUAUUUAGACUCAGAUGUUUAAGAAGGAAUAAAAAGGUUGUCUAGCUGAUGGAAUACUUGUUUGCUUCCUAAAGGACUAAUUCUUUAGCUGAAGUUUACUCUGGAGAAAUGACAGCCAGUCAAGACAAAUUCCAUGUCAAAACCUGCCCUUUUUUACUUUGUACAUUUCCUUUUUUCUGUCUCUUUCUCAGUAAAGGUUCCACCUGUGUCUUUGCUGCUUAUCAGUGUUUUUGAGCUACACGGCUCUGUCACCCAUCUGUGCAGACAGCAGUCUCCAUUGGGUUCAGUUUUAAAUGUUUUUUUUUUUUUUGGCUGUGAAAGUCUAAUGCUAUCAGAGUGGAUAUAUUGUCUAAAGAGCUUCGGUAAUGAGCCCAACAUAUUGAUUUAGAAGUGUGGCUCUUUUUCCAGCCACUUUGAAGGAAGUGGGGCUCUGUGGAGAGACCUUGGGCGCACAGCAGAACACUGUUUGCUUUUGCUUAAAUUCUUGAUUUUUGUGUUGUUUUUUUCUUUAUAAGUUGUGUAGUACAAGCUCUCGCUCCCUUUGACAAAUUAGGCUUGCAUUGAAAUUAGAGUUUGAAAGAAAUUAAAGGUUAAAGCACAAAAAAAUGAAAUCAUGGUAGUUCUGUUUGAUAUUUAUUUCUUUUGUCUUUCCUUUGAUCAUUUCUUUCUGUACUUAAGGCUUUUUUUCAGCCACCAGUGUCAGUUUCUCAGUGUUAACACAUCAGCUUUAGUAUUUUGACAGUUAUUUUAUAAAAAAAAGAUUUUUUUUGUCCCAUGCAGACUUCAGUUUUUACUACAUAUCUGCCUGUUCAUCAACACAAUACGAACUGUCAUUUCCCCAUGUGUGGUGGAAGAACAGUGCAGAGUACCAUUACUUUUGGCAUAAAAUUGUGUGUUCAGCUAAUUUCAUUCAACUGAUUUUGUUUAAAAGUUUCCACAGGUUUAGUCAAAGUACAGUCAUAAUAUGUGAACAAACCUCUUUUGGAGCAUUAUUUCAAAUCAUUACGUUGUGCUGUUUAUCAGUUUAGUCUUUCUGGGUUUCUAAAUAGAGACAUCCCAGGUAAACCAAAGGAUAUUAUAUUGGCCCUACUGCCUUCCCCUCACUUCAGUUUGAAUCAAUAUUGCCUUGUCAUUUGAUGUCUUGCCAUACCUAAUUGCACAUAAGAUAUGGCAUUCUCUGUAAAUGGUUAAUGCAUCAUUUUCACAUUGUUCGGUUACUCCGUUGGCUUUUGCCUCAAACGGGACAUUGUUUGCCAAUUUUCCUUUCCCUGUCGAAUAAAAAAAAAAAAAAGAUAAGAUGUGAAUUGGAAACGGACACCUUUAACUUCUGUUGUACAGUUUGGGCUUGGUGUCUGAUGGCUGGUCAGAAAAUGUGCUGGUGAAAAGCUUCAAUCAAUUUUUUUCUUUUCAGUGUACUCCUAACACUAUUGUCUGCUGGGAAUCGUUGGGAUAUCUAUCUUCAAAAAAAAAAAAAAAAAAAGCAAAUCUAUUCUGUCUGUUUAAUUUUACGCCUCCAGCAUUUUAUUUUGUUUUAUUGUACCAAUAAAGGAUUGUGCAAAAAGCAGUUUGCUAAUCAA